AUGGAUCCUAUGUUUCGUCAAAGAAGACCUUCUGCACAAGGCGACCCGGAUUGGGGUAGGCCGACUGCGGAUCAAGAAUACGAGGCAGCCUUGAGUCAAGGGAACGCUGGCGGCAGUGGGUCGUCUGGAAUCAUCGCGGCAGGCGAAUCCUCGCCUGGCACUUUAGAACAGGGCACAGCAGCUGUGGCGCCUACUGCAGGGGCGACGCAGCCAAUGCCCACGGCACAUCCUUUUCAUUCGGAUCGCGUUCAAGCCGAAGUGGCGCUGGCUAGAAGCAGGCCACAUACUUUGGAUGAUGAUGCAAGGCGGAUGUUGGAUGUGAGCGAAUCCGCUCUAGGGGAUCGAAAUUUAUCUGGACGGAAGGAUGAACCUGAUUAUGGAUGGGAAGCUCAGCCGGGACUUCCUAGAGUUGCGAGAUUAGAGUACACGGAAGGACCUGUGACUGGUCAAAAGGACACUGGAUCAGUGACUGCGGGAGAAGGUGGUACCUCCAGGGGUUCUCCAGAGCCUCAGUCUAAUCCGGAAGACUUUGGCUCAAUGAGGGGCCGCGCUCGGGAAAUGGCAUCUACUUCUGCAGAUGAUGGUGAUCGAGGUGUUCUGAGCUCUUCAGAGCGGCCAACUCCUGAUGAUCAACGAGAGCUUGAUGGCCUAGGGUUUGAUCCGGUUGCUAGUGGCAGGGACAAGGGUAAGGGCUAUCGGUACUUCUUGGCGGCGGCUUAUUCGGUCAGAGCUGAGUUGUCUGUUCCGGAUUUAAAGGAAAAUCCAGAAGGGAUCGAGGUAGCGCUGGAUGGGCUCGGUCAACAGGACUCCGAUGGCCUGGGUGAGAAGGUCAAGACUAGGACGCUUUUUCUGGGUGUACCAUUGCGGUCCAAGCGAGGCGCUGAGGUUAUGGCUCAGGUUCAGGCUUUGGUUAACCGUCUAGAGACGGCGGGAUUUCCGAUCCACAAGUACUUCUCAGACAGAGCCAAGGAGCUUCGGAGCCAUGCACUUAUCGGCUGGCUUCGACAUCGAGGGAUCCACCCAGAGUCAACUUCUGGGGAAGAUCCAGCGGGUAAUAAGGCCGAGGUAGCUGUUCAGCAUUUGAAGCAAGAUGCUCGCAAACUUUUGAGGGCCGCGGAUCUUCCUGCAGGGUGUUGGCCACUGGCUGUCAUGCAUGUACUUGGUGAGAAUUGGCUUGAUAAUGCGGUGUCUCUUCAUGAGUCUUCGGCGCGGCUGUGUCGUGCUCUAGCGCAGGAGCUCAGUACUGCACAUGGGGUCUGUACCGAUGUAGGGGUGCUGGUAGGACAGCUAGCUAUUGCCGAGAAUGAGAGGGAUUGGUAUGAGGGUCUUCUCUGGGAGGAAUAUCUAGUUGGUGGUUCCAGCAUUGUGAAGUCUCUUUGCAGGGAUGUUCCAUUAGGCUCGGACGAGCCGGCUUGCGCCGCGGAGGUCUUUUUACAGACGCGUACCGUUAGCAUUGCCGAGGCGAGGAAAGAGCUGGCCUUGUGGAUUCCUUCAGCCCUUGAGGAAGUUACUUCAUUGGAGCAGACGAACCAAGCAGUCCUUCGCAUUGUUAUUGCAGACAUUGAGGAGUUGAUAAAGGAAGGAAAACGAGUGGUGCAAGUUCCUGGGAAGGCUGUCCUGACAAGGAAGGCUGGAAUUGGGAAACGUCGAUUCAGGGAUAAGUCUUUGCGAGCGUUGACCUUUCAGUGUGAUGGUACGUGGUACGCAUUGCAGCAGGGGGUAAGUGAUGAUUCGCUUUGGUUUAUCGUCAAGUGCGAGACCGACAAGGAAGAUACCGAGAGAUGGCAUGGAAUCUUGAUAAUUUACGUCGAUGAUCUCCUGGGUUUUGCUUUGUCGCCGAUCCUCAGCGCCCUAUUUGAUGAGAUACAGAAGAUGUGGAAGUUGUCUGAUCCCGAGUGGAUUGGUGAGGCAUCUUCGACAACCUUUUGUGGUCUGGAAAUUCAAGCUUUGAGUGGCGGUGGUUACCGCAUCUCGCAGUAUAAGUACUUGAACGAGCUGUUUGCGAGGUACAAUAUCCACAGUUCCGUAUCGUCGCCUUUGAAUGCUUGGAGUGAACCUGAAAUUGAACAUGAUGCGAAGCUUGAAACCAUCAGGGAAGCGCAGGCACUGACUGGUGCGCUAUUGUGGGCGUCUUCGAAAACUCGACCCGAUAUAGCUUUUGUUGUCAGUAAGCUUGGCCAGUACGCGGUGAAAUCGCCAAGCGUCGUGAUCAAGACAGGUGGACGAUCCUGUCAAGCGAUCUUUAUCCUUUGGUGUGGCACGCUGCUGUGUUGGGAGUCCAGCAAGCAACCCUUCAUAACAUUGUCGUCCGCGGAGUGCGAGCUGGUUGCGGUUACCAGUGGCAUUGUUGCUGCCGAGUCCGUUGGCGCUAUCAUAGAGGAGUUAAUCUCCAGCGACGUGGUAAUCUCAACUUUAUGCGACAACCAAGCGACCGUCCGGUCCUUUGCUGUUGGAAGCCUCGGCUGGAGAAACCGCCACCUGAGGAUGCGCGCCGCCUCGGGGCGCGAAAAAAUCGACGAGGAGGAAUCUGAGGAUGAGGAGCGGGUCCGUAGAGCUGAAGAGGAGAUGAGGGCUAAGGAAAGGUAUACUGGUUUAACUUUCAUUCAGCGGGUUCGGUUAAGGAAGCAAUUGAUGCAAGGUGAUGUUAUUGAUGUCCCUAGCAUGCAGCAACGGUAUGGCCCUCUCCCACCGUGGUUUUCUGGAAUUGAGGAUGAUGAAUCGGGUGAUGUUCCUUCCGGGUCGAACUUUCAGGAGUUCCAGGUGUUGGGAUUGAGAAUCCUCCGCAAAAUCCGAUCGAAAUUGGAGAUGCUGAAUUUGGACUCAGUCAAGGACUUGGUUUUCCUUAUGUUGGGACCGAGCCAGGCAUAA
Messenger RNA from Symbiodinium sp. CCMP2592, 2868 nucleotides. The record is from the annotation of a GenBank genome assembly. NCBI's taxonomy places the organism in Eukaryota, Dinophyceae, Suessiales, Symbiodiniaceae.